Messenger RNA from Penicillium cataractarum, 438 nucleotides. RefSeq lists its product as uncharacterized. Bases 1 to 438 code for a protein of 145 amino acids. Lineage: Eukaryota; Fungi; Ascomycota; Eurotiomycetes; Eurotiales; Aspergillaceae. The record is from RefSeq and is a predicted model, not a curated record. The transcript is spliced from 3 exons.
AUGUCUUCCUCCAGCACACAACCACAACCUUCGACAGGUACCUCAUGGAUUCUCAUCGCAGUGGCUAGCGGCGCAUUCGCGGCCCUGAACGGCCUCUUCGCAAAGCUAACAACGGAUACUCACACCACCGCAUUCGCGCAUUCCAUCGCGCACCUAUUCGGUCUCGAGUCCUCCAGUUUCCUAGAGCUCCUUGUUCGCGGCCUCUGCCUCGGCCUCAACGUCCUCUGCAACAUCAUCAUGUGGGCCCUCUUCACCCGCGCCCUGACUGCCGGUCCCUCCACGGUGAAAGUUUCCAUCACAAAUACCUCGUCCAACUUUUUGAUGACGGCCCUGUUGGGUAUGGUUAUCUUUAAGGAGUCGGUGGGUGGACUGUGGUGGCUUGGAGCUGCGAUGAUGGGAGCGGGUUGUAUCUUAGUUGGGAUGCGGGAGGGGGCUUAA